Molecule: messenger RNA, 948 nt
Organism: Schistosoma intercalatum
Lineage: Eukaryota; Metazoa; Platyhelminthes; Trematoda; Strigeidida; Schistosomatidae
Source: the annotation of a GenBank genome assembly
AUCGCACUAUGAUUUACCAAUUUCUUUUCCUCUUUUAUUGUUAACAUACCUAGGUUCCUGCCUGGAGGAUUUCGUGAUCCCCUGCUACUAGACACGGAAGCCUGUUAAGCGAAAGCUUCUUCUAUUCCGUCCACAACCAUUUGAACCAUUUGAAUACUGCUCUUUUGUCUUCUCUAAUAUGAAUAUCGCAGACAAGAUAAGAGUAGAAGAUGUUCAAAGACGUUUCACACGUCAACUACUAGGAUGUAACUCGAAUAUCGAUUACACAGACAGAUGUAAGCAUCUAUCCUUAGAACCUUUAUGGCACCGUAGGCUAAAAAACAAUUUAAUAUUUCUCUACAAAGCGAUAUAUGGGCUCUCCUUUCUAACCUCCUGCCCGACUAUCACCCACGACCCAGCCUAUAGACUUAGAAACAACGCAUAUACACUACUUACCGUAAAACACCAAAAACAAAUGCGUUGUAAGUUUUUUACAGUACGGUAUAGUGUAUUGUGGAACAGGCUGCCAAUGCCUAUCCGUAACUGUGAUACGUUUACCAGAUUCAAAAAGCUAAUAACCCUAUUUCUAGACUCCAAAGAGCUUCAACAUUACCUUGAACUCCCGCCCACCGAUGAGGCCGAUCAUACAAAGCUCAAAAUUUAGCCACAAAGUCUUCCCCCUUGUGAUAUGGAACGAAAGAUUUCAUCCUGCACCAUCCUCAAAGCCUUAGACAUUCCAAAGGGACAUAAGGUUGCGAUAUUUAGAAGCUCACACCUUCAUGGACCUACCCUUGACCAUCAGUUGCACAUUCGCAACGCAACUUUCGUGAAGCGCGCCAAUUGUAGUACUGAUUAAAACCAUCUACAUUCAUAUCUUAUAAAUUAUCAACCCAGCUAUGUAAUUUACUACAGUGGAUAUUGUAUCAUUUGUAUCAAUUUGAUCUUGCCUGUAAACUGGCAUGCCUCACG